AUCUUCACAGCUCCAGCCUGAACGCUGCCAUUCUCCAUAGCCCGGAGUUACACGCGAACACGACAAAGCAGCACGAAAGUGAGAGGAAGAGAGAGAGCAAGUGGCAUAAAGUAUACAUAAAAAAAUAAAAACAUAAAGCGAAGCUUUCACGCCUCGAGAAAGAGAGAAAAAGUACACGAUUAAGUUAGAAGGCGUUUUGGUGGUAAACUUUUCUGGGCUGUGGCAGAACAACGUGGACCGCGUAAGAUGCCUGAGCAAAAGUGUUGAAGUUUCCAGAAAAUAAAGGAAGACGGCAGAGUUUGAGCAUUAGCCUGGGCACUUCAGAAGGAACUAGGGCAGACAACGGUCCACUGUAGGGGACUGGUGAAGAAACAACACAUUAAGAGAUGGAUGACGAGCAGGACACAAGGGAAGUUCUCUUCCCUCAGUGGAUGGGCCCUGAUAAACAUGGGCUCACCAUAGAACAAACAGGUCAAGGAGAGAUUUUUGUCACAGAGGUGAAAGAAGAGUCCCCUGCUGCUCACACUGGGAGAGUACAUCAAGGUGACCAAAUAGUUGGGGCUACCAUUUACUUUGACAACAUGUCCUCAGAGGAAACAGCUGAGCUACUAAAGACUUUAAACAAACAUAAGGUUGGACUCAAAUUGCAAAACAAGACUGGAGACAAGUCACCUUGCCGCUCUCCAGUGGGGACGUUGUCCUGGGAAGGGCGUGCAGGGUUUGGGGGGUCUAGUUCAGACAUUCUCCUGAGUGGAGAUGAUGAAGACUACAGGAGAAUCUACACGAAGAAGAUUAAACCCAGACUGAAGUCGGAAGAUCUUGCUGAGGGUGUUGAUGUGCGAACAGAACGUCAUAGCAGCACAAGUAGUGAUGGUUGCACCGUAACUACAGUUACACGUCGAAUAACUACCUACACUGUGGAUGUGCCUGGGGGAACUGAUGAGCAAACUUAUUACUCAAGCCCUGAGUUCAAAUUUCAGGUCUCUGAGCAUGAGCAGUUGGAGGGCGAUUCUUCCCAUAUCAGAUUACCACAUGGCAGUGCACAAGGAGGUAUAAAAAUGGGAGAGAUAUCUCUUGGAGAACCCAAGGUUACUGGUUCUUCUGUGAAGCACUUUAGCACUGGAUCUGUCAAAACAACAAGCGAAUUAGAUAGGAGUGAGAGGGAAACUAGAAUUAAUGUAUCAGACACUGGACUGUUAGAGGGAAAAGUACAGGGACGUUCAAGUUUAAUAGGUGGAACUGAAUUUGCUACAACACAGGGGCCUGUUUUGGACACUCAUGUUUCAGGUUUUUCCCUUACUGGAGGUACAGGGGUCAGAAACAUAACAGGAAUGGGCAAAGAUUAUGCGUCUGUUGCCCUUAAAGAUGAGUCUGAUGAUAAAACCAAAUUGUCUAAAUUUAGCAUAGAUAUUCAACGACCCAAGAUGAAUAUUAAACGUUCUGAGGGUGAAAUCAGUCAGAGUUCUGAUGGCACCAUGCAUGGGUUAGAAGAUAAGGUAAAACUACCAAAACUUGAAUCUAGCAAAUCCGUUCAAUCAGUCCCCACCAUGGAAAUUAGUGGUGCAUUCCAGAAACCCCAUCUCAAAUGGCAAACAACUGGUACUGCAGAUAAUUCUAGUCUAGAAGUAAAUUUUAGCAAUCAGAACCUCACAGAUAAUAGAGGUUUAGAAAUAACUAGGAAUCAGGAUGUGUCACUUCCAAAGAUUAAGGGUCAAACAGAGACAAAAUCAUUUGGAAUGAAAGGCUCUAAUUUAGAAGGGUCCAAAAUGGAUACUGAUGUUUCACUGACUUGUAUUAAAAUGAAAACACCCAAAAUAGACGAUAUUGCCUCAGAUCUUAAAGUUCAAGGCCCGUCAGUCUCUGGCCCAAAACUUUCUUUGUCUGGUGUGGAUGCCAAUCUUAAAGGGCCAGACCUAAAAAGAGAUGUCAAUGUGACCGUGUCAAAUGUUGAAGGGGGUGUUACAGGACCACAAAUUGAAAUCGGUCAACAUUCCUUUGGAAUAAAGGGUGGCAAGAUUGAGGGUCAAGAUGGGAAAAUGUCAACAAUUGGUGUGGCAGUUAAGGGACCAGAGGUCAGCAUUAAAGAUUCAAAGUUUGAUAUUGAAGGACCCAAUGGAAACAUCAAAGGCCCUGAACUAAAGAUGUCAUCAGACUCUGGUCCUGAGAUUUCUAUGUCUGAUAUGGACAUCAACUUUAAAGGACCAAAACUUAAGGGAGAUGCUAACAUUUCAGUUCAUACAGUAGAUGUUAAGGCAUCAAAAGUUAAAAUUGAAGGCUCAGACAUUGAAGGUACUGAGGGUGGUUUCAAGAUGCCAAAGGUCAAAACACCCUCAUUUGGAGUCAAAGGACCAAAUUACGAGGGUCACAAUGUUGAUGUUACAAUUCCCAAGGCCAAAGUGGAUAUUAAAGCACCAGAAGUGGAUAUCAAGGGUCCAGAGCUUAACGUUGAGGGAACUGACGUAAAAGUCAAGAGCUCCAAAUUCAAGAUGCCAUCAGUUUCUGGUCCAAAGUUUUCUAUGCCAGACAUGGAUAUGAACCUUAAAGGGCCCAAACUGAAAGGUGAUGUUGAUGUGUCAGUUCCAAAAGUUGAGGGGGAUUUCAAAGCACCAAAAGUUGAAAUUGAAGGCCCAGACUUUGAAGGUCCUGAGGGUGGUUUCAAGAUGCCAAAGUUCAAAAUGCCCUCAUUUGGACUCAAAGGGCCAAAAUUCGAAGGUCCCGAUGUUGAUGUGAAAAUCCCCAAGGCCGAGGUGGAUAUUAAAGCACCAGAUGUGGAUAUCAAGGGUCCAGAGCUUGACAUUGAGGGACCUGAGGGUAAAAUCAAAGGCCCAAAAUUCAAGAUGCCAUCGAUGUCUGGUCCAAAGAUCUCUAUGCCAGAUGUAGAUUUCAACCUUAAAGGGCCCAAACUGAAAGGUGACUUUGAUGUGUCAGUUCCAAAAAUUGAGGGAGAUUUUAAAUCACCAAAAGUCGAAAUUGAAGGCCCAGACAUUGAAGGUCCUGAGGGCAGUUUCAAGAUGCCGAAGAUCAAAAUGCCCUCAUUAGGAGGUCCUGAUUUUAAUGUGAAAAUCCCCAAGGCCGAAGCAGAUAUCAAAGCACCAGAUGUGGAUAUCAAGGGUCCAACAUUUGACAUUGAGGGACCUGAGGGUAAAAUCAAGGGCCCCAAAUUCAAGAUGCCAUCAAUCUCUGGUCCAAAGAUUUCUAUGCCAGAUGUGGAUUUGAAGCUUAAAGGGCCCAAACUGAAGGGUGAUGUUGAUGUGUCUGUUCCAAAUGUUGAAGGCUGUUAUGUCCAAUCGCCAGCGAUAGACAUAGAAGGCCCUAAUGUAGAUUUAGAUGUUCCAGAAGCAAGUGUGAAAAAAUCAAAGUUCAAAAUGCCCAAGUUUGGAUUUAAAGGGCCAAAGAUUGAUGCCCCUGAUAUGGAUGUCAAGCUUCCAAAAGGACCAAAAGUGAAUGUUCAAGGUCCAGAUGUUGAUAUCACAGCACCUAAUAUCAAAGCUAAAGGAUCCAAAUUUAAAAUGGGAUCAAUUUCAGCUCCAAAAAUGUCUUUACCUGAUGUUGACCUAAACAUAAAAGGGUCAAAAAUGAAAGGUCAAGCUGGAGUCAGUAUGGAGGGGGAUGUCGGUGUACCAAAAUUGGAAGUUGAUUCUCCAAAUGUUGAUGUUAAAAGUCCAGAUGGAGGGUUCAAGAUGCCAAAGUUUAAAAUGCCAAAAUUUGGAUUUAAGUCACCUAAAGGAGACAUUGAUGCAAGUCUACCUGGUAGUGAUAUCAGUAUAAAAACUCCAGACAUUGACAUAAAAAAUCCUCAUGUUGAUGUCAAAACUCCAGAUCUUGACAUUGAAGGCCCUGAGGGAAAGAUCAAGGGACCCAAGUUUAAAAUGCCAUCGAUAUCUGGUCCAAAAAUGUCCAUGCCAGAUCUAGACUUCAAUCUUAAAGGUCCUAAAGUAAAGGGUGAUGUGGAUGUUUCGGUGCCGAAGAUUGAAGGAGACCUCAAGACUCCAAAGUUAGACAUUGAGGGUCCUGAUAUUAAUAUUGAGGGCCCAGAAGGUGGUUUCAAAAUGCCCAAAAUCAAAAUGCCAUCAUUUGGACUCAAGGGUCCUAAAUUGGAGGGUCCAGAUAUUGACAUAAACCUGCCAAAAGCUGAUGUUGACAUUAAAGGACCUGAAAUUGACAUUGAAGGACCUGAAGGAAAAAUCAAAGGACCCAAGUUUAAAAUGCCCUCGAUAUCUGGUCCAAAGAUCUCCAUGCCAGAUGUGGACUUCAAUCUUAAAGGGCCCAAAGUCAAGGGGGACGUCAAUGUUUCUGUGCCCAACAUUGAAGGAGACCUCAAGUCUCCAAAAUUAGACAUUGAAGGCACUGAUGUUAAUAUUGAGGGCCCAGAAGGUGGUCUGAAGAUGCCUAAAAUCAAAAUGCCAUCAUUUGGACUCAAGGGUCCUAAAUUGGAGGGUCCAGAUAUUGACAUAAACCUGCCAAAAGCUGAUGUUGACAUUAAAGGUCCCGAAUUUGACAUUGAAGGACCUGAUGGAAAAAUCAAAGGACCCAAGUUUAAAAUGCCCUCAAUAGCUGGACCAAAGAUCUCCAUGCCAGAUGUGGACUUCAAUCUGAAAGGGCCCAAAGUCAAGGGUGAUGUCAAUGUUUCUGUGCCCAAGAUUGAAGGAGAACUAAAGUCUCCAAAAUUAGACAUUGAAGGUCCUGAUGUUAAUAUUGAGGGCCCAGAAGGUGGUCUGAAGAUGCCAAAAUUCAAAAUGCCAUCAUUCGGACUAAAGGGUUCUAAAAUGGAAGGUCCAGAGAUUGACGUAAACCUGCCAAAAGCUGAUGUUGACAUUAAAGGUCCUGAAUUUGACAUUGAAGGACCUGAAGGAAAAAUCAAAGGACCCAAGUUUAAAAUGCCCUCAAUAUCUGGUCCGAAGAUCUCCAUGCCAGAUGUGGACUUCAAUCUUAAAGGGCCCAAAGUCAAGGGUGAUGUCAAUGUUUCUGUGCCCAAGAUUGAAGGAGAACUGAAGUCUCCAAAAUUAGACAUUGAAGGUCCUGAUGUUAAUAUUGAGGCCCCAGAAGGUGGUUUGAAGAUGCCAAAAUUCAAAAUGCCAUCAUUUGGACUCAAGAGUCCUAAAAUGGAAGGUCCAGAUAUUGACAUAAACCUGCCAAAAGCUGAUGUUGACAUUAAAGGUCCUGAAUUUGACAUUGAAGGACCUGAUGGAAAAAUCAAAGGACCCAAGUUUAAAAUGCCCUCGAUAUCUGGUCCAAAGAUCUCUAUGCCAGAUGUGGACUUCAAUCUUAAAGGGCCCAAAGUCAAGGGUGAUGUGGAUGUUUCUGUGCCAAAGAUUGAAGGAGACCUCAAGUCUCCAAAAUUAGACAUUGAAUGUCCUGAUGUUAAUAUUGAGGGUCCUAAAGGAGGUUUCAAGAUGCCUAAAAUCAAAAUGCCAUCUUUUGGUUUCAAGGGACCUAAAGUGGAGGCUCCUGAGAUUGAUGUGAAUCUUCCAAAAGCUGAUCUUGACAUCAAAGGUCCUGAAUUUGAUAUUAAAACUCCAGAUGUUGACAUUGAAGGACCUGAAGGGAAAAUCAGAGGACCCAAGUUUAAAAUGCCAUCGAUAUCUGGUCCAAAAAUGUCCAUGCCAGAUGUAGACUGGAAUCUUAAAGGCCCCAAAGUCAAGGGUGACGUGGAUGUAUCUGUGCCAAAGAUUGAAGGAGACCUAAAGGCUCCAAAAUUAGACAUUAAGGGUCCUGAUGUUAAUAUUGAAGGUCCUGAUGGUGGUUUCAAGAUGCCAAAAAUCCAAAUGCCAUCAUUUGGACUCAAAGGUCCUAAAGUGGAUGGUCCAGAUAUUGACGUGAGCCUGCCUAAAGCUGAUCUUGACAUCAAAGGUCCUGAAUUUGACAUUAAAACUCCAGAUCUUGACAUUGAAGGACCUGAGGGAAAAAUUAAGGGACCCAAGUUUAAAAUGCCAUCGAUAUCUGGUCCAAAGAUCUCCAUGCCAGAUGUAGACUUUAAUCUUAAAGGCCCCAAAGUCAAGAGUGGUGUGGAUGUUUCUGUGCCAAAGAUUGAAGGAGAUCUAAAGGCUCCAAAAUUAGACAUUGAGGGUCCUGAUGUUAAUAUUGAAGGUCCAGAAGGCCGUGUGAAGAUGCCCAAAAUCAAAAUGCCAUCAUUUGGAUUAAAGGGUCCAGAGAUUGACGUAAACAUGCCAAAAGCUCAUGUUGACAUUAAUGCUCCUGAUUUUGACAUUGAAGGACCUGAGGGAAAUAUUAAGGGACCCAAGUUUAAAAUGCCGUCGAUAUCUGGUCCAAAGAUCUCCAUGCCAGAUGUAGACUUCAAUCUUAAAGGCCCCAAAGCCAAGGGUGAUGUAGAUGUUUCAAUACCAAAGUUUGAAGGAGACCUAAAAACUCCUAAAUUAGACAUUGAAGGACCUGAUGUUAAUAUGGAGGGUCCAGAAGGUGGUCUGAAGAUGCCUAAAAUCAAAAUGCCAUCCUUUGGACUCAAAGGUCCUAAAAUGGAAGGUCAAGAGAUUGACUUAAACCUGCCAAAAGCUGAUGUUGACAUUAAAGGUCCUAAAAUUGACAUUGAGGGUCCAGAGGGUGGUUUAAAACUACAGUCUCCAAAUGUUGACGUUUCUGGCAUUAAAAUGAAAGGUGGCAGCCCUGAUGUCGUCAUAAGCGGACCAGAUGCAAACAUCAAACUGCCUAAAACAAAGAAACCAAAAUUUAGUCUUGGAGGUAAAAGCUCAAAAUUAGAUGUAGGAAUUCCUGAUGCUGGUGGCAGUGUAGAAGGACCUGAUAUAAACUUAGAUGUGAAAGGAAAGAAGGGUAAAUUCAAAGUAGCAAAAGGAAAGUCAAAACCUUUCGAUAGUGAUGUGAAAACUGGAAAUAUUAAGCUGGAGACGAAUGAAACGGACUUACAGUUGAAGCCAGCCAAAGUAAAAAAAUCUCUUUUUGGAAAGCUGCAUUUUCCUGAUGUGGAAUUUGACAUAAAAUCUCCAAAAGUUAAAGGAGCUGUUAAAUCAUCCUAUGUUGAUUUGCAAUCACCAAACCUUAAAACUGAUAUUCAGGGUGUUGAUAUUCAGACCCCAGGUACUAGUUUGGAGAGCCCAGAUUUGAAAACAAAAGGGGGCAAAAUAAAAAUGCCAAAAACUAGUACUUCAGGAAAGAGCGUUAGCUUGAGUGCUCCAUAUGUAGGGGGAUCUGGCAUUAAUGGAAAGGGCAGUGCAAAGUUUGAUGUAGAAGGAAGAACACAGAAUGUUGAGUUGGCAGUACCAUCUGUAGAUGUGCAAGGUGGUGAUGUUAAUGCUGGUUUAAAUCUUUCUGAACAAAAGGCUGUAAAAGGGAGGAUUGAAAUGUCAGACUUGGAUGUAAGUGGACAAUCAAGAGAAAUUUCAGGUGGGAUGGAGUACCAAGAAGGACAUGUAACCUUUCCCAAGAUCAGAGUACCCAAGUUUGGUAUUGCAUUGCCUAAAGUAGAAGGAAAAGAGAUGGGAGUAGGUGUAGGUUCAGGAGAGUUGGCUGCUAGUGGUAAUGUCAGUUCCCAGAGUCUGGAAAUGGACACUACAGAUGUGAAGAACAGUGGUGCAAAAAUGAAAGUCAAAAUGCCAAAACUGUUUAUAAAAUCUAAAUCUAAAGGUGGUAGUGCAGCUGAUCUUAAUGUUCAGGGAGAAGAAACUGAUGUUGCCAUCAAAGGUGGUGCAAAAGUGUCUAAGGAGAUGAGUCUUAGUUCUGGGGAAUUGGCAAGUGGCAGAAUUGCAGUAGAAGGAUUAAAAGUUUCACCAAAAAGUAAAUCUGCCUCGCUUGAUCUCUUCAAAAAGUCACGGCAUCGCUCUUCAUCAAUGAGUGAUGAGGGAGGUUUAAGUUCCCCCGUUUCUACUGAGGGGCACUUACAGGCAGAGGGUGGCAACAUUUCAGUAGAUGUUGGAGAAACAAAGGUCAAAGGUAAAAAAGGAAAGAUCAAGUUUGCUACAAUUGGAGGUUUUGGCUCUAAAAGUAAAGGCUCAUAUGAAGUGACACUUGGAGGUGAAAGUGAGGCUAAGAUUGGGGGUGCUAGUGGUGGAAUUGCUCAGCCUUCAAAGAAAUCCAGAAUGUCGUCAUCCUCUAGUACUGAUAGUGGUUCAAAAGGUAGUUUUCGGUUACCAGAACUUGAAAUAGCAGUUUCACCAAAGAAAUGAUGUUCAUACCCGUAUCAAUACGAAGAACAUUCACACACAUCAAGUAUGUUUUCUAGACAGCUAAUAUAAAUCUGUCUCAUUUAAGCAAUAGUGCACUGCUAUACACUUCAUUUGUUCCAAAUUUUCUUUACUGGCAUUGAUAUCUAUUUCCAGCUUAACUGUAAAUAAGAGAGAUCUGUAUUUUACCUUUUGUAGAUAAGAAAAACAAUCCAAUUCCACCAUGUGUGUAGUGAAAUGAAAAGUCUGCAUCUGAUUUUGCUUUUCAUCUGAUAGUUUGUUAUAUUUUUGUACCUUUUGAAAGUUUUGGGAAAUGGUUAAGUUUACUCUUACUGCUGUCUUUCUUAAACCUUUUCUGAGCACAUGUAUGCUAAACAAAAUACUUUUUUUACUUUGAUAUGAAAGGAUUUUAUAAUGUUAAAGCUUCAAUUAAAUAUUCAGUGCUGUACCGCAUUUACUUUUCACAGAUAAUUAAUUUUAACAGUGACAGAUCUAACCAUUUAAAAAGCACAAUGAUGUUUAAGGGCUGUACAAACUGUAAAUAUACUUAGAUUCAUAUGGGAUGACAUAACUUUGUCUCCCAAAUAAUACCACAGUUUGAAUAUUCUAUUCUAAUGGAAUUUAUACAGAGAUUGUAAUCUUCUAAAAGUAUUUAUAUCUAAGAUUCUUUAAAAAAAAAAAACUAAAUUUAAAAUGCACAAUCAACACCAGCACGUGGCUGAAUAAAGAGGCUCGCUAUGAUUUUAAUUUUUCUAAGGUAUUUAUUCAUAGUUAUGUCUUCCACAUUUCGAUUCAAAUCUCUCUCAUCCUCUCACUAAAUAUCCACCCUUUGAAAUGUUGUGCUGCCAUGUGGUGAUAUAACUACAAGCAUGAUAAUGCCCGUGAUGAAGACAUAUAUAUAUUGAAUAAAAUGUGCAUUGCCAUUGUAAAUAAUGGGACAUUUAGGCUGCAAGUUUCUGCCUUUUUCAUGUCAAUUGCAAAAAUUUAAAUAAAGUGUUUGAUUACCAGUA
This is a messenger RNA of Triplophysa rosa, 9142 nucleotides long. RefSeq names its product AHNAK nucleoprotein (gene ahnak). Bases 387 to 8135 code for a protein of 2582 amino acids. Gene Ontology annotation, molecular function: protein binding; oxidoreductase activity. Gene Ontology annotation, biological process: regulation of RNA splicing. NCBI's taxonomy places the organism in Eukaryota, Metazoa, Chordata, Actinopteri, Cypriniformes, Nemacheilidae. The transcript has 6 exons. Gene Ontology annotation, cellular component: cytoplasm; nucleus; costamere. The record is from RefSeq and is a predicted model, not a curated record.